Messenger RNA from Cladophialophora yegresii CBS 114405, 1263 nucleotides. RefSeq lists its product as uncharacterized. The transcript has a single exon. The record is from RefSeq and is a predicted model, not a curated record. NCBI's taxonomy places the organism in Eukaryota, Fungi, Ascomycota, Eurotiomycetes, Chaetothyriales, Herpotrichiellaceae. Gene Ontology annotation, cellular component: mitochondrion. The coding region runs from base 1 to 1263 and encodes 420 amino acids. Gene Ontology annotation, biological process: mitochondrial proton-transporting ATP synthase complex assembly; mitochondrial gene expression; mRNA stabilization.
AUGAAUCGAUCCAUCGUGCGAUGCACGUCAUGUCGCGGCGGCUCAGUUCUCGAAGCAGUUGGCUCGCUGGCUGGAGUACAGGUAUCGAUUCCAGCACAGGCCUCUAGAUCACGACUCUCGACACAACCACCACCAUUACCAAGAUUCCAAUCUACCAGAAAACUCAGCAGCCGUAGCCAAUUCGGACCCUUACGCCAAUCUCUCCAAACGUCAGACACAUCCUCCGCCUCCGACCCCUUCCCUCCUCCACCUCAACCUCCCUCCUCUGCAGACUCAAUACAGGUGCCAUGGUACCUCCAAAUCGAAGACCCGUUACCUCCCUCCCCGAUCAGCCCCCUGCUGGCGCUGCAAGAGAUCCCGCCCCUCCCAGCGAACCCGCCCGCCAUUCUCGCCACGGUGCUGACGCACUUGUCUACCCAAAUCGGGCUGGAUAACCUUGUCCUCCUCGAUCUACGACACCUCGACCCCCCGCCGGCGCUGGGCUCCAACCUGCUUAUGGUCAUCGGCACCGCGCGGUCGGUGAAGCACCUGAACGUCUCGGCGGAUCGGUUCUGCCGGUGGGCGCGCAAGGAGUUUAAACUAAGACCCUACGCGGACGGGCUACUGGGGCGAAAUGAGUUGAAAUUGAAGCUCCGCCGGAAGGCCAGGCGCAUGAAGUUGGCGCAGAGUGUGGGGAAUACAGUCAGUGGGCAUGGCGCGGACGACGGGAUCACCACGGGUUGGAUCUGCGUUAAUAUGGGGAGUGUGGACGAGGCUGUGCUUUCGGAGGAGAUGCCAGCGGAAGAGAUUGUGCAAGUGCAGGGAGAGGCCGCCGGCGAGGUGUCGGAGAGGGCGAGGAGGAAAGCGCAAGAGUCUCCGUUGGACGGGGAGGAAGAGUAUCAUAAUCCGGGGGAGGACGAGUACGUUGGUUUUGGGUCACGGAGCAAUGCACCAAGGAUCGUCGUGCAGAUGUUCACGGAGGAGAAGCGCGUCGAGAUGGAUCUGGAAGGGCUGUGGGAUGUGCGCAACACGAGACGAGCGCGCAGGGAUGAGAGGGCAACUGCGGCAGCCGAGGCCGCGAUUCAGAUGUUGCAACAUGAGCAGGAGCAGGGGAAGCAGACCGAGACGGAGAAGAAGGACGAGUCCGAGGAGCAGGACGAUGACAAUGCUGGCGAGAGGAAAGAGCGCGGUGGGGAGACGAGGAUCGAAGAGGAGGUGGAUGAUCCUGAGGCUCGUGAAGAAGACGGCGAUGAGAAGCCCUUGGGAGGAAUUGGUGCCAGCUGA